Messenger RNA from Prosopis cineraria, 720 nucleotides. Its product is annotated as protein CURVATURE THYLAKOID 1B, chloroplastic-like. The transcript has 6 exons. The coding region runs from base 52 to 582 and encodes 176 amino acids. Gene Ontology annotation, cellular component: chloroplast thylakoid membrane; thylakoid. The record is from RefSeq and is a predicted model, not a curated record. Lineage: Eukaryota; Viridiplantae; Streptophyta; Magnoliopsida; Fabales; Fabaceae.
UGUCCUAGCUAGUACAUCACUGUAAAAUCAUAACCUCCAAGGCCAGCAAUAAUGGCUUCAACCUCCUCACCCAGUCUCGCUUUAUCAUCUUCUUCGAUCACCAUUGUUGAUCUCAAAACUCCCAGACGCUCAGCUCCUUCUUCUCCACAAUGCGUGAGCCUCCCCGCUCCUCCUUCUCCUCCAAGCUCACUUCCUUCUCAUCAGAACCGUUCAUGGAAGCCCACUGCUUACCGUCGCAAACUUGCUCGGAAUGUUAUGGCGAUGGCGACAGGAGAGGCUUCCGACGUGGCCACGACUGAGCCGCCAGAAUUUUUGAAGACGGUUCAAGAAACUUGGGAGAAGAUCGAAGAUAAAUAUGCAGUGAGUACGCUGGGUGUGGCUGUUGUGGUUGUACUGUGGGGCUCAACUGGUGUGAUCUCAGCAAUUGACAGGCUUCCUUUGAUUCCUGGGGUUCUUGAGAUCGCUGGCAUCGGCUACACUGGGUGGUUUGCAUAUAAGAACCUAAUUUACAAGCCAGACAGGGAAGCUUUGCUACAAAAGAUAAAAGAAACGUAUUAUGAAAUAAUUGGGAGCAGCAGCUAGACGUGUAAGUAUUCCACUAAAAUUAACGUGGCUAACUUGUUGAGAUCAAUGUAUAACCAUAUGCUUCAUUUUGUCAUCGUAAUUAGGUUUCUGUAAUGUAAUUUGUAUAAUAAAAAUAACUGCAGCCUUUUUUGUUUU